AUGACUGCUUCAGAAGAUACGAAGCUCCUUGCGAGCUUUUCGCCCGAUGCAACGCGGUUCGCAUUCCAAGCCAAUGCGUCGCAAAAGAACUUCAUUGACAUAUAUCCACUAGACCCUGAGAGAAAUUACACGGUAAACAGCUCAUCGGUUAACCGAAUUGACUUUGAGGCAACCGACCUGAAUCUAACGGAUGUUGUCUUCCAAAGUUGGUGUUUGGCCAACAGUGGGCAGGAUAUUUCAACAAAAACUAAGAGAAGGCGUGGGACCGGCGAAGAUGACGAGGAACAGGAACUAUCGUCCACGGAAAGCUUUCUGAUUAACGUUUUUCAACAAGGUAAGAUUGUGGUGUUUUCCCCAAAUGGGCAGGACAUCCUAAAUAUCAUCCAGAACAAGCGUGAGCUCCUGGGAAUUGAUACUAUUGGUACAUCGUUAUGGAUAUUGGAUGACGAUAAAACAGUUAAACAUUUCACCUGCACCUCAACAAAACCAAUCAAGACAUUUCACCUUGUUGAUGGGAAAGACGAGGACAUCCUGGACUUUGGGUUGUUGAACUUUCCCGACGUGCUGUUGAUAUCCGUAAUCGUGGAGGAUAUCGUUUACAUAAUCGAUCCUACUAAGAGACGUCCAUCCACCGUGGCAAAGCUAGAGGUACCAGGUUGCAGAACCUGCAAGGUAUUAGAUGACGAACAUGUUGUGGUCGCAGGCGCCAAUAGUAUAUCCGUAAUAAAAUUCAAAGAACAGAGUAUUAUCCAUACAUGGGAGUUAGGCGCGAAGAAAAUUGAUAUUGUAGAUGGCAAUAUUGUGGCACUAGGGGAAGACGGAAAUAUCUCUGUGUUUAAUGCUCAGAAUCCUAACGAUGUGCUCACUGUUCGCGUAGAGAACAACAGCAUUAUCGAAUUCGGAGGUAUUGGCGACAGAAACCUUGUCGUGGCCUGGCUAAACGUUAACGAGCCGAACUUUGAGAUUAUAACUUCUGCCCAACUGGCAUCGGGGCAAAAUAUUGUUCUACAGCAAGCACCGCAGCCGCUAUUAACCAAUCACGCUCCAGAUACCCAAGUGCCCGAGCAAGAGGCGGCGGAACGCGAAAAGCCUCCAUCAAAAAAGACUUCCAAAACUGAGCAGGACGAUACGUCGCAGGCCUUGAUACAUGCGCUUGCAACGACCCUAGAUGAGAAAGUCGUCACCGAACUGCUCAUUUCUAACACCUGGUCCGAGGAUAGAAUAAAAGAAUUUGUCCACAUGCAUCUCCUUCCAUCGCGUUCCAAUGAACUGUUUGUCAUCGUGAGCCAGCUUUUGGCCUCUGACGUUUGGGCAGAAAGCUCAGCGAUCCGUUGGUGGUUUAAGUGGUUGCUUCGGCUGCGUGCUCCUCACCUAGAUGCCUUGCAGCCGCGGGGUAACAAGGAAAUCAAGGCUCUUCGCGCGAACCUCAAGGCCAGUUCCGACUCGCUCCCGAUCCUGUUAUCAAUGCAGGGGGCCCUGGAGAUGCUUCGCGCCCAGGCAAAGUUGCGCCAGGAGUUGUCUCAGGUCGCGCUUGAGGACGCUGAUGAUGCCGAGUAUGGAAGCGAAAUAACGUAUGCCAACGGCGAAGCAGACGACUUUGUCGAUGCACUGGACUACAAGAAAUGA
This is a messenger RNA of Eremothecium gossypii ATCC 10895, 1626 nucleotides long. RefSeq names its product Utp9p (gene UTP9). The transcript has a single exon. Gene Ontology annotation, molecular function: protein binding. Lineage: Eukaryota; Fungi; Ascomycota; Saccharomycetes; Saccharomycetales; Saccharomycetaceae. The record is from RefSeq and is marked provisional. Bases 1 to 1626 code for a protein of 541 amino acids.